GUGAAUGCAACACGUUUCUACCGCGAGCUGGUGAAGAACUGCAAGCCGUUCAGCCCGUGUCUGAGGGAGUGUGUGGACUACCUCGUGCAGCAGAAGACCAACGACCCUUGUCUGCGUGGUGACGUGUUCGAGUUCAUCGAGGUGCGGUAACUCUUGUUGAACAUGGGCAACUCUUGGCACUCUUUUUUUAUUUAGAUGGCUCAAUCCCAGUUCAGUUGUAUUACUCAGGUUAUUUCCUUUGGAGUUUAAAAAAUUCUCCUAUUUUAGAUUUCUAUUCAUCCUAAUUUAAAAAAAAAAAUGUUAUUUCAUUAUUUGUAUAAUGCGACUUGUAACACUUCAAGAAUCCGUUGCUUACAAAAUAGAUUGCAUGCUUGCCCUCCUUCCCAAACCAAAAUUAUAUCCCCCCCCACCCAACAUUUGCGGCAUUAUAAAUGGAGCCAACACCUUACACAUUUCAAAUGGACCUCCUCAUUGUUCUGGUGUAAACCUAAACUGAUGACACCCUGCUCAAAUGGCAAACCGUCUGAUGUCCCCCUGCUUCGCGUUCCACGCCCCCUUUUCACCUCCAUAGUGACGCUACUGUCGUCCUAUUCUGAUACCAACGCUCUGCCUCAGAUCAUGAUUCUUCUACUUGAUUUAUCUUUUCUUUAAUACGGCGAUUAUUAGACAUUUACCUAAACUCGUUAUUCAGAUGUUUGUUGGAGAUGUUUACAUCCACGUCAGAUGUCGAUAUUGAUAGAAAGAUGGCCAUAGAGUCUCCUUUUCUCUGAGUGCCACCAAAAACUAAUUAAUAAACUUCUUCUAGUUGCACACAUAUUAAGGGCACACAUUUACGAGCAUAGAAAUAAGUUUUCAUUUUACUGAAACUGAUGUCGGUGACCCUAAAGCACGAGCACACUUGUAAUGCCAACAAAUCUUCUCUCUCCAGAAGCAGAUGUUGAGUACCCACAAUAUAGGUCACGACAUGAUGGCCCGAAUGGCGUCAUGUGAGACAGAAGUCUACCAGGCGAUG
Molecule: messenger RNA, 1012 nt
Organism: Lymnaea stagnalis (great pond snail)
Lineage: Eukaryota; Metazoa; Mollusca; Gastropoda; Lymnaeidae
Source: the annotation of a GenBank genome assembly